AUGUCUCUUGUUCGUAGCUUUGAAAGGAAAGAAGAAAUGAAGGAACAUUUCAUCACGUUUAUGGACAAAAUAUUUGAAAACAAACAUGCAGAGCUUGCCCCUCCACUGAAAGACGAAGAGGAAUGUUGGUAUUUGCCACAAUUCGGUGUCUACCACCCUCGCAAGCCCAAACAGAUUAGGGUCGUCUUUGACAGCAGCGCGAAGUACAAGAAUGUGUCACUAAAUGAUGUGUUGUUGACAGGACCAGAUCUUAACAACUCACUGUUAGGUGUCCUAAUACGCUUCAGAAAGGAAGCUGUUGCCUUCACAGCCGACAUUGAACAGAUGUUUUACUGUUUCAAUGUUCGAGAGCAAGACAGAAAUUACUUGCGUUUUUUGUGGUUUCGUGACAAUGACAUUUCCAAAGACAUUGUAGAGUAUAGGAUGACAGUCCACGUCUUUGGGAAUAGCCCAUCACCAGCAGUGGCCAUAUACGGCUUACAUCAGUCUGUUCUACGCAACCAGCCAGAUUGUGAUCCAGAUGUCAAGCAGUUUGUCACACACGACUUCUACGUAGACGACGGACUCAAAUCCCUCCCCACUGUUGAAAUGGCUGUGUCCUUAUUACAAAGAACCCGUGACACACUUGCAAACUCAAAUCUAAGACUGCAUAAAAUAGCAGCUAACAGAAAAGAGGUACUCGAAGCAUUCCCUUCACAAGAUCAUGCCAAAGACCUAAAGGACUUGGACUUUGAAGCUGAUUCAGUCCCCAUGCAACGUAGCCUGGGUCUCCUUUGGGACCUAAAGAAAGACUGCUUCACCUUUAGAGUGUCAGACGAGACAAAGCCCUUUACUAGACGAGGUGUUUUAUCAACAAUAAACAUCCUUUAUGAUCCAUUAGGCUUUGUAGCACCAGUAACAAUGCAGGGAAAGUCCAUUCUGCGUGAACUUAUGGCAGAGAAUGGAGACUGGGAUGCACCAUUGCCCUCAGAAAUGGAAGAGUCCUGGACCCUGUGGAAAGACUCACUUAAAGAACUGUCCAACUUGACCAUUCCCAGAGCAUACACAGAAAUUUCUCCCUCAACAACUACAAAAAAAGAGUUGUUGGUAUUUUCGGACGCAUCUACUAAGGCUAUAGCUGCAGUGGCCUAUUUAAGAGUAACAGAUGCAGCUAGGAACUGUGAAGUAGGCUUUGUUUUAGGUAAGGCAAAGUUAGCACCACGCCCAGAUCAGACCAUACCAAGAUUAGAGCUUAGUGCUGCUGUGUUAGCAGUCGAGCUUGCAGAUCUUCUCACUGACGAAUUAGGCUUUGAAAUAGACUACACUGCAUUCUAUACAGACAGUAAAGUAGUUCUAGGUUAUAUCCACAACGAGACAAGAAGAUUUUAUGUCUACGUGGCUAACCGUGUUACGAGAAUCCGCAAAUCUUCUCAACCAAGCCAAUGGCAUUACGUACCGAGCAGCCAGAACCCAGCAGAUCACGCCACACGUUCUGUUCCUGCUUACCAGCUACCUCUUAGUAACUGGCUCACUGGCCCUGACUUCAUGCUCCAAGAUCAAAGUCCCUCAAAUGACUCUUUUGAACUUGUUGAACCUUGCACAGACUCUGAUGUCAGACCACAGGUGUCUACACUCAAAACCACAAUCUCAACCAAACAACUUGGCUCUGACAGAUUCAACAAGUUUUCGACAUGGAAGUCUCUCAAGCGUGCUGUUUCGAGACUACUACACGUCAUACAUAACUUCAAAUCACUGCCAAGCAAAAUCAAUCACUGCCGUGGUUGGCACUACUGUGAGACAGGACUCACUGUAGACGAGUCAAACCAAACCCAAAAGGUAACCCCUCUUAAGGCUCCAGUUGGCAACUUUACAGCGUCAGACCUCUACAAACAUCAGUGGCGCCAAGUCCAGCACCUGUCAAACACCUUCUGGGACAGGUGGAAGAAGGAGUUCCUUCCCACUCUCCAACCACGUCGCAAGUGGCAUUCCAGUCAACUUAACGUGAGCGUAGUUUCACCCUUUUGAAUGUCAUUAAACCUGCUGACAACGCUCA
This is a messenger RNA of Entelurus aequoreus (snake pipefish), 2032 nucleotides long. RefSeq lists its product as uncharacterized. The record is from RefSeq and is a predicted model, not a curated record. The transcript has 2 exons. Bases 1 to 2004 code for a protein of 667 amino acids. Lineage: Eukaryota; Metazoa; Chordata; Actinopteri; Syngnathiformes; Syngnathidae.